Molecule: messenger RNA, 243 nt
Organism: Cordyceps fumosorosea ARSEF 2679
Lineage: Eukaryota; Fungi; Ascomycota; Sordariomycetes; Hypocreales; Cordycipitaceae
Product: Protein kinase-like domain protein
Exons: 1
Coding region: 1-243 (80 amino acids)
Biological process (GO): protein phosphorylation
Molecular function (GO): ATP binding; protein kinase activity
Source: RefSeq, a predicted model, not a curated record
AUGGGCAACCUGCAAUCAUACCUCGAUAGUCACAACCAGGAGGUCACCUCCGAGCAGAGACGGGUGUGGAUGAGGCAUGCUGCAGAGGCAAUGGCCGUUGCGCACUCACCGGCAAUCAUACACUGCGACCUCACCCCGCGCAACUUCCUCCUAAACGACGCGCUCGAGCUGCAUCUCUCCACCUUUGCUAGCUCCUCGGUCGCCGGCUCUCGGCCGUCCAACACAACGAGCGCACAGUUCUAG